Molecule: messenger RNA, 896 nt
Organism: Danaus plexippus (monarch butterfly)
Lineage: Eukaryota; Metazoa; Arthropoda; Insecta; Lepidoptera; Nymphalidae
Product: EEF1A lysine methyltransferase 2
Exons: 4
Coding region: 185-832 (215 amino acids)
Biological process (GO): peptidyl-lysine monomethylation; peptidyl-lysine dimethylation
Cellular component (GO): cytoplasm
Molecular function (GO): protein-lysine N-methyltransferase activity
Source: RefSeq, a predicted model, not a curated record
GUUGUGACACUUGACGUGCAUGAUCGAAUGCAACUUCUAAGUGUCGGCGGCGAUUAUUACGAAUAAUUUUGGGAAUUUUCACUGAAAUUAUGUGAAAUUACGGAAAUAAAACUCGCCUGCAUAAGUCAUAAAGCCAUUUUAUUCGUUACUCGGACUUAUAUUCGCAUUAAGUCAGCUUUUUUAGAUGGAGGACUCUGAGCUGGAUUCCUCCGAGUUGGGUACAUAUAAAUACUGGCAGGAAGCUUACAGUAAAGAAAUAAGCAAUUACGAAGACCACGGCGAUACGGGGGAUGUGUGGUUCGGUGAAGACAGCGCCUUGAGGGUUGUUACAUGGAUAGCAGCAUGCGGUUUAGCCAGAGACACGGCUAUUAUAGAUUUAGGAUGUGGAAAUGGUUACACACUGUCGGAGCUCGCGAAAGAGGGUUUUACGAAUCUACUCGGCAUAGACUACUGCCCGGAAGCUUUGACUCUGGCUGAGAAAAUUACCAAGGAAGAGUUUCCGGUGAUAAAAUAUAAGGUAUUCGACAUUAUUAACGAUGACGUCAAAGUACUCGGUAAAUUCGGGUUAGUCCAUGAUAAGGGAACAUACGACGCCAUCAGUCUGAACCCGGAGAAUCAGAGAGAAAACAGAGUGAAAUAUAUAGAAAAAGCGGCACAACUUAUACAAGAUAACGGUAUGUUCGUAAUAACUUCAUGUAACUGGACCGAGUCGGAACUAAUAAAACACUUUUCUGACAAAAUGAAAUUCAAAUGUUUGAUACCGACGCCACAGUUCAAAUUUGGCGGGAAAGUCGGCAGCGUUGUAUCAUCUGUGGUCUUUGAAAAGAUAUGAUAUAUUAAAAUAUAUAUAUUGUUUUAUUUAUAAUAUACUACAUUUUACUUCAUAAUUUUGGAUA